Molecule: messenger RNA, 882 nt
Organism: Hyaloscypha bicolor E
Lineage: Eukaryota; Fungi; Ascomycota; Leotiomycetes; Helotiales; Hyaloscyphaceae
Exons: 1
Coding region: 1-882 (293 amino acids)
Source: RefSeq, a predicted model, not a curated record
AUGAGCUCUACCAUACAUGGUACAUCGCGAACCCAGGGGAACUUAAAGCUCAUUCCAGGACAACACAGACUCGACGAACUAGUGAUGCUUAUCGUCAAGAACUCUCGAGACCGAGGAGACAGUCUUACAUCCCUUCAGAAAGAAGCCUUGAGAGCCACCUCAAAAGGGCAGGUUUUAGGCAGCGGCAAAUCCACCUACGAACUCAUAAAAUUUUACCAACCGAUAUUCGACAAACUUUUUUUUCUCGGGAGCCUAAAAGGUCGAUUAAAGAUAACUGCGACAGGCAAAUGGGCAAACCAGGAAGGAAAUUAUGGAUGGGCAAACUUUGACAGCCAACGCCGUGACAAGGCAAAGAUAGCUGUCAAUACUAUGAUGGACAACGGGCAAAAUAGAAUAUUGAGGCAUAUGGGAACUUUGCUUCAUGAGAUGAUUCAGGGAUUCUUGCUGAUCUAUAUGGUCCCGCGCUACAACAAGGAACGUCGGUCGUUCAAUAAUGGACAUGGUUAUACGGGGCAUGGAUCUGCCUGGCAUGAUAUUGCUUACGCGUUGGAGAAAGCUUCCGAUCACUCUACUUUGAUGGACAUCAAAUUGCCUAUGGGCCGUGACGUUGCCUUAUGGGGAGAGAUGGUGCAGGCGCAGACUAGAGGGGAGAAAAUAGACCCGAACAAGUGGGGCCUUGGUCAAAACAGACGCAAGAACCCUGGAAAUAUGUCCUGCUCGACAUGCAUGCCUGGGGGCCAGCUCAAUCCUGGAGGACAACUGAUUCCAGGAGGACAAAUGAUUCAGAGACAGAAUAACUCAUUCGGCAUCCACAUUAUGGGGCCGGGUUGGCAGCAAUUCAUACAGAUCCCGUACCUCUCAAACAUCGGAGUACAGUUAUAA